GGCGGUUACUGCUUCCGAGGUCAUUUAACUGGGACGCGUCUUUCGGUGCAGACUUGGCGCGCGCCUGCAGGAGCGGCGCCAACCUGCGCCCAAACCCGGGCAAAUGACUUCCCUCUGCCCUCGCUCAGUGCUCGGCUACCAUUUCCUUCCGUCUUUGCUCCGCUCUGUGUUUAACGGCGCGCGCCAGACAAGACCGGGGACGGAGGCCGCAGGGCUCUCCUGGCCAGGCUCGCCCCUGGAUCCCACCCCGCGGAGGGCCGUGCAGCUCCCGGCGCUCCGGCCGCUGACCAGCGCCCGCAGUCUGAGCCGAGGGUGCCGCAGCGCCAGUAAUGUCGGGGCCCAGGCUGGAAGAACACGGCGUGGGGAGGCUGGGAGCCGGCAAGCCAACAAGGCACAAGUCAUCUCCCCCAGCAAACGGGCCCGGCCUGCGGAGGAGGGCGGCAUGCGGCUCCGCUUUGUCCGGCUUUCGGAGCACGCCACCGCUCCGACCAGGGGGUCCGAGCGCGCCGCGGGCUAUGACCUAUACAGUGCCUAUGAUUACACAGUACCACCUAUGGAGAAAGCCCUUGUGAAAACAGACAUUCAGAUAGCUCUUCCUUCUGGGUGCUAUGGGAGAGUAGCUCCACGUUCUGGCUUGGCUGCAAAACACUUCAUAGAUGUAGGAGCUGGUGUCAUAGAUGAAGAUUAUAGAGGAAAUGUUGGUGUUGUACUGUUUAAUUUUGGCAAAGAAAAGUUCGAAGUCAAAAAGGGUGAUCGAAUUGCACAGCUCAUUUGUGAACGGAUAUUUUACCCAGAAAUAGAGGAAGUUCAAGUUUUAGAUGACACUGAAAGGGGUUCGGGAGGUUUUGGUUCCACUGGAAAUAAUUAAAAUUUAUGCCAAGAACAGAAAAUGAGAAAAUAUACUUUUUCCUUGAAAAUAAAGACUUUGCUUAAAGUGU
Messenger RNA from Balaenoptera ricei (Rice's whale), 938 nucleotides. It is a transcript of the gene DUT, whose product is annotated as deoxyuridine triphosphatase. Gene Ontology annotation, molecular function: dUTP diphosphatase activity; magnesium ion binding. The transcript is spliced from 7 exons. The record is from RefSeq and is a predicted model, not a curated record. Lineage: Eukaryota; Metazoa; Chordata; Mammalia; Artiodactyla; Balaenopteridae. Gene Ontology annotation, biological process: dUTP catabolic process; dUMP biosynthetic process. Bases 104 to 868 code for a protein of 254 amino acids.